AUGGCCCCCAAGGGCUGCGCGGGGCCUCCGCCUCUGCCACCCGCGAGGGCCUGCGUCUGGCCCGGGAAGGUGUUAGCUAUGGGAGCCCUAGCUGUCUUCUGGGUGCUCAGCCUCCUCACCUAUGGCUACCUGUCCUGGGGCCAGGGCUUAAAGGAGGAGGAGGAAGGGGCCUUGCGAGCUCAAGCCGGAGGAGAGGGACCGGAGCCCCAUAACCCGGCCACCUCCCAACCCCACAUCAUUUUCAUCUUGGCGGAUGAUCAGGGAUUUAGGGAUGUGGGUUACCACGGAUCUGAGAUCAAGACGCCCACUUUGGACAAGCUCGCUGCCGAAGGAGUGAAACUGGAGAACUACUAUGUCCAGCCCAUUUGUACACCAUCCAGGAGUCAAUUUAUUACUGGAAAGUAUCAGAUACACACAGGACUCCAGCACUCUAUCAUAAGACCCACCCAGCCCAACUGUUUACCCCUGGACAAUGCAACCCUACCUCAGAAGCUGAAAGAGGUGGGCUACUCAACACACAUGGUUGGCAAGUGGCACUUGGGUUUUUACAGGAAAGAAUGCAUGCCCACGAGGAGAGGAUUUGACUCCUUUUUUGGCUCCCUCUUGGGAAGUGGUGAUUACUACACACACUACAAAUGUGACAGCCCUGGGGUUUGUGGCUACGACUUGUACGAAAAUGACCACGCGGCCUGGGAUUAUGACAACGGCUUAUAUUCCACACAGAUGUACACUCAGAGAGUGCAGCAAAUCUUAGCUUCCCAUAAUCCUGCAAAGCCUAUAUUUUUAUAUAUUGCCUAUCAAGCGGUUCACUCACCACUGCAAGCCCCAGGCAGGUACUUGGAACACUACCGGUCCAUCAUCAACAUAAACAGAAGGAGGUACGCCGCUAUGCUCUCCUGCUUGGAUGAAGCCAUCCACAACGUGACCCUGGCUCUGAAGGCAUACGGUUUCUACAACAAUAGCAUUAUCAUCUACUCUUCAGACAAUGGGGGUCAGCCCAUGGCAGGUGGAAGUAACUGGCCGCUCCGAGGUAGCAAAGGAACGUACUGGGAAGGAGGGAUCCGAGCUGUUGGCUUUGUCCAUAGCCCACUUCUGAAAAACAAAGGCACAGUGUGCAAGGAACUUGUGCACAUCACGGACUGGUACCCCACCCUGAUCUCCCUGGCCGAAGGGCAGAUCGAUGAAGACAUUCAGCUCGAUGGAUAUGAUGUCUGGGAGACCAUUAGUGAGGGGCUCCGUUCACCCCGAGUAGAUAUUUUGCACAACAUUGACCCCAUGUAUACCAAAGCAAAAAAUGGUUCCUGGGCUGCUGGCUAUGGGAUCUGGAACACUGCCAUCCAGUCGGCCAUCCGAGUGCAGCAUUGGAAGUUGCUCACAGGCAACCCUGGCUAUGGUGACUGGGUGCCCCCGCAGUCGUUCAGCAACCUCGGGCCCAACCGGUGGCACAAUGAACGGAUCACUUUGUCCACUGGCAAAAGCCUAUGGCUUUUCAACAUCACAGCUGACCCCUACGAGAGGGUGGACCUCUCCAGCAGGUAUCCAGGGAUCGUGAAGAAGCUUCUACGGAGGCUUUCCCAGUUCAACAAGACUGCAGUUCCAGUCAGGUACCCUGCUAAAGAUCCCAGGAGUAACCCACGUCUCAAUGGGGGGGUCUGGGGCCCCUGGUAUAAAGAAGACAAGAAAAGGAAGGCAAACAAGAAUAAGGCCGGGAGAAAGAAAAGUAAGGCAAAAAAGGAGAAAGGACCGAAAGCACGCUCAUCAUUCCCAAGCUGCCUUGCAGGGGUCCCUCGUGGCUAAGUCAAAACAUGUUUCCAAAUUGGCUAAGUUUAAAUCAUAUCUUACUCUUGCACCUGUUCGGCAGGUACUCCAGCAGAAUUUGGGCUCAGACAUACCUCUGCCAUAGGGGAAGUCAGGUUGUCUGCAUGUGACACCCGCUCACCACAGGGAAAACUAUUUAUUACACCAGGUGCCAAAGUUGCUACCUCUUUAUAAAACGUGUGCUUUCGAUCCUGGGGUGGGGGGGAAUGAGAGCCUGCAAUGCUAAUUUGAUGGCAAUCUACUGGGCAGUAUGAUUAAAAACGAAUUUUAGAAGUGUGUCAUCUCAAAGGCUUUGAAAAAAAUAUAUUUUCUAAGUGAAUAUUUUGGUAUCUCUAUCAUACGAAACUUGGGUAUUUACAUUGAUUCUGUUCCAUGUAUCAUUUCCUUUCCUUUGAGAAUAAGCUGUUUUUCUCACAUGAGACCCUCCUUUGAUCAUACCCAAGGGAAUGUCAAGGACCUUUGAGAAUACUGCCCAAAAUGAAUGUAACUACUUUCUAAAUACUUUAAUAGAGUAGCGUUUCAAUAUAAAGUAUGUAAUUUAUUUUUGCACAAGAAAUAUUUUUGUGUCCAUAAAACUUAUGCAAAAGACAUGAAUUAUUGUAUUUCUAUUUUCUACAUAUCCUUAAAAGAAUUUUAUCUCAUUUCUUCCAGAUUGCCAAUCACUGUAAUAUCAUAACUUACUGUGAUACGGUGUAAAGCCAUCGAAUAUAAUGAGAAAAUUAUUUGGAAGAUAAAGUUAUAAUCAUGAUUGUUCAAUUAUUAUUGUGAAUGUGAUUAGAUGAAUAUAAUUUUUAGAAAUCACUUGGAAAUUGUGCAGAGUUGAUACAACUUUAUUGUUUUCACCACAAACUAUUUAUAUCUGUUAAUUAUU
Molecule: messenger RNA, 2689 nt
Organism: Dipodomys ordii (Ord's kangaroo rat)
Lineage: Eukaryota; Metazoa; Chordata; Mammalia; Rodentia; Heteromyidae
Gene: Arsj
Product: arylsulfatase family, member J
Exons: 2
Coding region: 1-1797 (598 amino acids)
Source: RefSeq, a predicted model, not a curated record